This is a messenger RNA of Colletotrichum truncatum, 1422 nucleotides long. Its product is annotated as major facilitator superfamily transporter. Gene Ontology annotation, molecular function: transmembrane transporter activity. The record is from RefSeq and is a predicted model, not a curated record. NCBI's taxonomy places the organism in Eukaryota, Fungi, Ascomycota, Sordariomycetes, Glomerellales, Glomerellaceae. Gene Ontology annotation, cellular component: plasma membrane. Gene Ontology annotation, biological process: transmembrane transport.
AUGGGGGUGACAGUGGCGGCAUUCACUAACUUGUCGAUACAAACUGUCUUUUGGCAGCAAAUGACUACCGAUCUCAAUGUUACCAUCGACCAGCUCAGUCAUGCCCAGUCAGCUCAACUCGCGGGCUUGGCAACAGGGUGCAUUUUCUUCAUUCCUUUUACCAUUAAGUACGGCCGAAGACUCACAUAUCUGGUUUCUACUGCAACUUUAGCCGCAGUGGCAUGGUGGACGUCUUCAAUGAAGUCAUACGUUGAGUUGAUCGUCACGGCUGUCAUUACAGGAUUGGCUGGUGCCAUCAAUGAGACUGCAGUACAAAUGACUAUUGCGGAUAUCUUUUUCGUGCAUCAACGAGGUUCUGCCAACGGUCUUUACUUUGUUGCCGUGAUGGCCGGAAGUUUUCUCACUCCCUUGGCGGCUGGCUCUCAAGCUGUUACACAAGGUUGGCGUUGGUCCUACUACGCUCUUUCCAUUGCUUUAACGAUACUAUUCUUUGCGUUUGUCUUCCUCUACGAAGAGACAAAAUUCGUGCCAGUAAUCGUUGGCCAGCGCGAAGAAAUUCAUUCCGAGACACUUGACUACCAAAACGAUCUCACCAAAACCGACAGCCUGGCAAAAGAUGGCUACGAAAUCAGUUAUACUCAGUCAAAUGUUUCAAAAAGUCUCCGAGUGAAUACUUACAGCGAACGGAUGCGUCUCACAACUCCUACCUCAGAAUCUCUCCUCCGUGUUUUCCUCAUGCCUCUCCACGUUGUUACGUUUCCUCAUGUCAUGUUUACUGCCCUACAAUUCGCAUCAGGUGUAUGUUGGUUAGUUCUGUUCUUGUCGAUUGUAUCCGUCGUCUUUUCUGCCCCCCCAUACAAUUUUGAUACUGCUGCCAUCGGCUACAUGAACCUAGGUCCCUUUGUGGGCAACAUUUUUGGAAGUCUAUAUGGUGGCCCAUUCGCUGACUGGGCCGUCUUACGCCUGGCAAAGAGGAACGGCGGUCUUUUCGAGCCUGAAAUGCGGCUGUACCCCCUUUUCUUGCCAGUCAUCACAAUGGCAGGCGGAAUAAUCAUGUUUGGAGUUACAGCAGAUAAGGGAAUGCAUUGGAUCUAUCCUAGUAUUGGCGGGGCACUCUUCGCAUUUGGCCUGGGUGCCAAUGGAGAUAUAACAUUCACUCUACUUAUUGAUACAUAUAGAGAGCUUACUGCCGAGGCCUUUGUCGGCGUGGCUUUCAUUCGGAAUGCUGUAAGCGUCGGCGUCCCUUCCGCCCUGGUGCCUUGGAUGUCAAGCAUGGGACUCAGUAACAUGUACAUCCUAAGCGGAAUCAUAUCCCUGGUAAUUGGGCUGCUCUAUAUUCCGAUGAUCAUUUGGGGGAAGCGAAUGCGAACCGCUCUAGCUCAGCGGUACUGGCGACUUGUGGAGAGGCGCAUGAAUUUGUAG